Molecule: messenger RNA, 1884 nt
Organism: Bathycoccus prasinos
Lineage: Eukaryota; Viridiplantae; Chlorophyta; Mamiellophyceae; Mamiellales; Bathycoccaceae
Exons: 1
Coding region: 1-1884 (627 amino acids)
Molecular function (GO): RNA binding
Source: RefSeq, a predicted model, not a curated record
AUGGGUCUUUUUGCAACAUCUUCAUCUUCAUCGUCGUCUUCUGCUUCUGCUUCGGGGUUGGUAGGGAAGAUGAGACUGAUGUCUACUUCUUCUUCCUCGGAUGAUGGUGAUGGUGACGAGGACGGCAAAGAGAGCACGUCAGUAACAACAACAGAAACAGAAGGAGGAGAUACGUCCACCUCUCAAGAAGAAGAAGAGAAUGAGGAGAUGAAGGCGAAGAGCGAAAGCGAGAGUUUAAGUGCGGCUACGACGCCGACGACGACGACUUCUACUUCUGCGCCGCAGAAGCGAACCCUUAAAAAAUUCGUUCCAAUGUUCAAACGUGCGAAAGAAGAAGGCUUAAAAGACGACUCGGGGCAUCUAGGUUUACGAAACCUUCCGCAAGGCGUCGCCGCGAACGAUCUCAGGAAAUUGUUCUCCAAGUUUGGCGAGAUUCGUUCGGUGAAGUCUAUUCGCCCUGACGGUGAAAAACCGAGAGCGCAUAUCCGAUUUCGAUCUUUGGCGGAUGCCGAGAAAGCGUUGGAGGCGUUACGAAGCGAGGAAGGAAUUAUGAUUGGACCGAGUAAGACGCCCGCGGAGAUAAAAUGGGAAGGACGGCUUAAACGAAAAGAAGAAGGAGAGGCGGCUGGCGAGGGAGAGGAAACCUCACCCUCUUCCGAAGAAGAUGUUGUUGGCGGCGACGAUAAGAAUCACGACGGCAUGAGAAAGAUUAAAGGAGAAAUAUACGAUCCAACGAAGCCGAAGCAAAGUGAGGUUGUGGCUGAAAUGCGACGCGAGAGGAAAGAGGGCUCGUAUGUGGUUAGAAACACGAGGAUCGUAAAUACGCAGGAGUCUGAACCUCUAAUACGAACAGUUCAAGAAGAGAAGGAGGAACAAACGAAAAUGGUGGUACAUAAAGAUCCUCUGGAAGGUAUUGAUACGUCGGGAAUGACCCCGUUAGAAAUUCGAAAGUUGACUUUGCAAAAAAGACGCGAACAACGCCAAGAACACUUUGCGAAGCAAAAAAGAGUAGCAGAAAUGAAACAGAAAGUCAUGAAGGAUAUGAGAAGCGAGCGUCUAGCGGAUGGAGCCAUGAGAGCGAGAAGUUACGUGCCACGAUACAAAAGAGACGGGGAUGGGAAUGCGCUCAGUGCGAGUGAUACCGAUGUCUCGUUGCCUUCGUUGCAAGUUCGCGACCAAAGAACACGAAGAGCCGCAGCGUUUGGUGGAAAAACGUUUGAACUGAGAAAACGUAACGCGGCGGCAGGCGCGGGGCAGCAGCAAGGUAGGCGAGAAAAGAAUCCCGAAAACGAUCGCAUAAAGCGACUACUUCGGGAACGUGUUGAUGCGGCAAAGAAGAUGCAGACGGAUGGUGUUGAACUCGACUACGACGUCGCCAGACUCGAGAAGGACAUGCAGAUGCGAUUCGGUGAGUAUACGAGUUGGCCGGUGGGUAUGGACCAGAAACCGUGGAUUUUUGGUGAAAAGGAUCCAAACGAAGACGUAUCACCGGGAGAUUAUUUAGAUUCAAAGAAGGCUUUUGUGAUGGAGCAAUUGAACUUGACCUCAGAUUCGCAAUAUGAAAGUUUAAAGAAGGAUUCUUUGGAGGAGUUUGAAAAGAUGCUCGCGAAGGAGAAGUAUCGAACGGAAUCAUUCGGAGAAUCGCCGGCGGAGGAUGUCUUUGAGCACAGAAAAAUCAUGUUUGAUAUGGCUCGCGGAGCCGUCGACAACGAAAAAAAUCCUUUGCAUAAGUUUGCGCAAAGAGCUGCGUCCAUUUUGGAUGCCAAUCCGGGAUGGAGUUUCGGCAAGAAGAAAAAACUUUUCGAUCGAUUAUCGAUCGAUGCCAAACAGUUCGACGAUUGGGAAGAAGAACAAGAUGAAAGUAGCACGAACCAGAAGCAAUAA